UUCCUGCAGCCUACGACCGACUUCCGGGGGAAGGAACCGUCGAAUCGCAUUCUGCACCGCAACCAGGAUUCUCGGAUUUUUAUUUUCUUAUUCAUUUUUGAUACAAACAGUCAACAUCAUGGCGGGCUUCAGACCAGGUUGGGGCAAUGCGCUCCUGGUCCUCGCCUUGCUGCUUGUGGUCCUUCCUGGAAAAGCUGCAGCGUUUGGCGCCGGCAACAUCCCGUCUAUCGCCCAAGUCGAAGGUCACAAUUGGAGGCAUGGAGAUAUCGAGGAUAUGCUCAAGACGGUCGCCUUUCUGCACGGCAAGAAAUGGACGACCAUGAUGAUCGGGCGCGUCUACUUUGGCAACUGGCUGAGGGACUACUCCCAGGCAGUCGAUGUCGGCAGCUUGAAGGGUAUCAACGCGGCCACUAUCCGAAUCAUUGUCUGGGUGCUCUCCUUCAUGGCCAACGGCUAUGCGACGGAGGAGUUCGAGGUCACCGAGGAGCGAUUGGGCGUCUACCGGCCCGAGGAGCACAUCGACAACCCCCGCGGCUAUGCCGACGACACAGACGCCCGUGAAUAUGAUCCCCGUCUGCGAGGGCCCAUUAACCCCAGAGAGCUCGAGAUCGACCCCCGCACUGGCAUGAAGAACUACAUCGCCAACGAGAGCGGCGGGUGGGCCACGAGCGCUGGCUAUCUGCGCUGGAGCUUCGCUCGCAGCAUCCACUUCGCCCGCGUUUACACCAGCGGCGCGAGCGGCACGUCUGGGAAGGAGGCCGAUUUGUGCGAAGCUCUGCGGUGCCUGGGUCAGGCCCUGCACUGCAUGGAGGACUGGGGCGCCCACACCAACUAUUGCGAGCUCGCCCUCAUCGAGCUGGGUCACCGCGACGUCUUCACCCACUGCGGCAGCGCGACCCAAAUUCACCUGAACGGGAAGACGGUCUAUCCUCUCGUCACUGGCACUUUCGGAGCUGUUGACUUUUUGCACUCGGUUCUUGGCGAGGCCACCGACCACUUCACCCAGUCCGAAGUCGAUGAGAUUGACAUCGCGCUCAAGAACGCCGAGCAGGCCAACAGCUCUAGCGGCGGCCAGCGCGGCUUCUUAGGGUCCGGCUCAGGCGGCGGCGGCGAUUUCAUUUCGAUGCUGGGCCAGCUCCCUGGUGUCGGUGACGGUUUCGCUUCUCAGGCUAGAGACCUCAAGGCUGCGUCGGCCGCCCAGGAGAGGGAAAACGCGCGCGACGCUAGCAACGUCAACAUCAUGCCCGGCAUGAGCCCCAACUUCGACCCGGUCAAAGUCUCGGGGAAGAUCUACCCGAUCAUGCAGUUCCGCGAUAAGAUCGUUCGGUCCAUCAACAACAUGAUCUCCAAGAUCCCCGGGCUGGAGAGCCUGCUCGAGCACAUCAGCGAGACUCUAACGGCCUUCAUCCUCGGCCUUCUGUCGCCCUUUGUGCGGCCCAUUAUUAACCAAGUCAGCAAGGCGCUCAAGGAGGGCUCGUCGGGCCUGAUCGCCACGAGUGCCCAGCAGCAGUUCGAGCCGUGGACCAACCCGCGCUGCUCUGACCCAACCCACUCGAUGUUGUCCAAGGACCACUUUACCAACAUCCUCAACUCGUGCGGUGGCCGCGUCUCCGUGACCAUCCUGCAAUACGUUGUCCCACGUAUCAUGUACGCGUGGGAGAACCCUGGCGUACCCGUGGAUGAGGUGGUCGACGACGUGCUGCGCGCGUUCCACCACCCGGCGGCGCGCAACGAGCAGAUCGAGAUCCAGCGCGAGAUGUUCGAGACGGUGCGCAAGUGGGCCCAGGAGACGCCCUACCGCAGCCGCCUCGAUCACAUGCUGUCGUCAGAGUCGGUCAAGAACCACGACAACCACAUUCUCAGCGGUGAAUCCGGUUCGCGCUCUGUUUCUGGUGGUCAUGCCGGCGGUUGUGGCCACGGCUCAGACGGCGGACACGGCAAACCGGCGGGGGUCGUUGUGGUCGCACAUCCAGAACGUGAACCGCGACGCGAGGGAGCUCGGCGCGAGCCCGGCGGGCGGUGGGCAUCACCCGCCGCCGCAGCUUCACGGCCAGGCGGCGGCCUACUACACGGGGAGCUCGCCCCACACGCCGCAGUCGUAUGCGGGCACGCCCGGGUCGACGGGGUACGCAGCGAGCUAUGGGCAACCGACGCCGCCUCCUGCGCAGCCCCCGUACGGCGGCCAUCAGGGGUAUCCUGGGCAGGGGGCCUACGGACAGCACCAGCACCCUCAGCACCAGGCGCCGCCGCCGCAACCUUCGUACGGUGGUCACCCCCAGGGGUACGGCCAGCCGCAGCAGCAUCCGGGGGCCUACCCGCCGCACGGCCAGCAGCCGCCUUCGUGGGGGGGCCAUUACCCGCGGUAUUGAGACAGGAAGGGGUGAGUAAACAAGUGUCAUGUAGGGAAGGGAAGGGGAUUGUGGGGUAUUCUGUCGUCCAUAGUUCAGAUUUCAGACCGGUUUUACAGACGGACGCCCGUCGUGAUUUGCAAAAAUCUAGGUAGUCUAGCCGCCCAUCCACCCAAACGCCGCCCGCCCCCCUUCUCCAUGUUAUGAGCGUCUCUUUUUGUUUGCCCAAAAUGCCUCUCACCACCGUGCUAUGCAGAACCCGCCAUACCCAACGCAAUGCCGUCGCCAACCGACCAACCAAACAAAAUAAGCGAGGUACCUAGCUAGGUACACCGGAAAAGAAGAGCGCCCAUAUUACGAACGGUACGUUUUCAACAACAAAAGGAACAAGAACCAACCAACCAAAUUAGCAGAAAGAAAAAAAAAAACACAGGCGACAAGAAGAAAAAAAAAAAGGGCGAAAGAGAAAAAAGAAGGACAUCACCGCCGCCCCCUCCUCCUCGGAUCCGCCGCCUCAGCCCUCCUCAUCUCCCUAACCUCCCUCGUCCCCA
Messenger RNA from Chaetomium fimeti, 2899 nucleotides. RefSeq names its product heterokaryon incompatibility protein Het-C-domain-containing protein. The coding region runs from base 119 to 2503 and encodes 794 amino acids. The record is from RefSeq and is a predicted model, not a curated record. The transcript has 7 exons. Lineage: Eukaryota; Fungi; Ascomycota; Sordariomycetes; Sordariales; Chaetomiaceae.